GUGGCUGCUUUCCUCUCCUCAUUUUUGGGAGCUCUGCCUCCAACACAGCUGCCCUGCACAUCUGGUUCCUUGAUGGAUGAAGAAAGCGAACUGAUCCAGCCCCAAGAACAGAGCUGCUGGGCCACCCUGCCCGAUGUUUGCCUGAAUCGUGUCUUCUGGUGGCUGGGGGACAGGGACCGGUCCAGGGCGGCCCUGGUGUGCAGAAAGUGGAACCAGAUGAUGUACUCCGCAGACCUCUGGCGAUACAGGACCAUCACGUUCAGCGGGAGGCCUUCCAGGGUGCACGCAUCUGAAUUUGAGUCCGCUCUUUGGUAUGUGAAGAAAUUUGGUCUUUAUCUGGAGCACCUGGAGAUCAAAUUCCUGAACCCUUACAAUGCUGUCUUGACCAAGAAGUUCCAGGUCACCAUGCGAGGCCUCCUCUCCUGUUUGGGCAAGAGCAACAACCGCCUGAGGUCACUUUCCGUCCAGUAUCUGGAACUGGACCGCGCAGUUUGGAGGAGCAACAUCAGGAGUUCGUUCAUUAAGAGCCUGAGCUUCUUCUUAAGGAAGAUGGGCAAACACCUGGAUUACCUCAACCUGAAAGGGGCCCGCAUGACGGUGGAGCAGGGCUGCCACGUCCUCAACUCUCUGGGCUACUUAAGGAAUGAGAGUUUGGCCUCAGAGCUCAACAUCGAGGACUUUUUCAGCCACCACCUUGCUGUCUACAGCAGCCCCCAAUUCCGCAAGACCAUGGCCAUGUUCCGCAACCUGGAGUCCCUGACCCUCAACUACAAUUGUCUCUCGGACGAGCUGCUGGAGAACUUGUGUGAGAACAAUGCCAGUACCCUCUGGACCAUAAACAUCAAGUGCCACAUUCACGACCCCCACGGACAGGUCAUCUGGGGCAUGUCCUGGGCCAAGCUGACCAAGCAGGCUACCAACUUGAAGGUCAACUUCUUCUUCGAGCGGGUCAUGAAGUACGAGCGUUUGGUACGGAUCCUCUUGCAGGAGAUCCCACUGCGGAGCAUCAGUCUGAGAAGCUGCUACUUCAGUGACCCGGACUGGUCCAUGAGACCCACCCUGAGGGACCUGCUGCCCGUGUUCCGACACACUCUACAGAAAUUAACGUUUGAGUUCAACAACAACCACGAGUCCCUGGACGAGGAGCUGCACCUCCUCAUCUUGUCCUGCAGGAAGCUGUUCUACUUCAAAAUCUGGGCUUUCCUCGAUGUUCGGUUUGUGGAGCGGAUCCUGAAGAGUCAGGAGGAGGGGCAGUGCACCCUGCGCACGCUCAAGGUGAGAAUUUACACAAACAGAUAUGAGACGAACGAGGAAGACAGGACACUGCGGGAAAUUUACCGGAGGUACCGUAAGCUGAUUGACUCGGAACUGAACUAUUUUGUCAUCGCAUACCCCAUGAUGUAA
Molecule: messenger RNA, 1404 nt
Organism: Echinops telfairi (small Madagascar hedgehog)
Lineage: Eukaryota; Metazoa; Chordata; Mammalia; Afrosoricida; Tenrecidae
Gene: FBXO39
Product: F-box protein 39
Exons: 3
Coding region: 73-1404 (443 amino acids)
Molecular function (GO): protein binding
Source: RefSeq, a predicted model, not a curated record